AUGCAGCGUCUUGAGUCGACUGGCCCACUUGGCCAAGGACCAGAAUUGAAGCCCCUUGAACAAAACAAGUAUUGGGCAACUGGAGGAUGGAAUCAGACUGAUCUACGAGAACAAUUAGAUGCCGAUGCGAUCGAUCUGGUCAAAGUCAUCGAAUCAAGCAAACCAUGGGAGCAACUCAAAUUGCCAAUCGUCUGCAAGAUAUGCGAGAAGACCAAAGCGAAUCAGCCAUAUCUCGACCAGGUACACUGGUGUUUUCAACACUGCACGCAAUGCGAAGACUUCUAUAUCUGCAUCGACUGUUACCCUACGGAGGAGUUCGACAAGCUGAAGGGAGAUCAUAAAGAUCACAAAUUCGUCCAAAUCACCACUCGACCCCUCUCAGCUCCUCUUUACGAUGGAAGUGAUCUUGACCACCUACAACUAUUCCGAAACUCCAAGACUUCUCAGCAGUUCUUCUCAUAUUUCCCAUGGUUUUUUCACUGCUUCGUCGGCUUCCAGGAAGUACGGGAGUUCAAUCGCAACCAGACCAUUGCUGCAUUGCAGACAAGUCCGGAUAUAGGUUCGCAGGAAUGGUUGUGCUUGAUGGAGAUGCAGAGCUAUCCUGUCGAUUGGUAUACACGAACAUUCGGCAGAGGGGAAUGGGAACUUCUAUUGGAGAAUAUGAAACCUCUUCUUGACGCGCGGGUGGAGAGUGCAAGGGCUUCGAUCCAGUUGCACGGUUUGCUUGGACAGCUGAAGAAGUUCAAUGAUGAGAAGGUGGCGUUGUAUGGGGCAGGAGAUAUUCCUUGUUUGAGGGAGGCCGGAAGUUGGAGACCUGUUGCUGCCAGUUUGGCUCCGAACAUGGUGGACUACAUCACCUAUACGAUUCCAUUGCAAUUUAUGACUGUACUGGAUACUGAAAUCGACCAUACCAAAGUGGACCGCUUACUUGAUGGGACUACGAGGAAUCGGUCCGAUUCCUCAGGUCGAGAAGUAUCAAUUUCUACGGGGACGGGUAUUGAGGACAGAAUCCAGAAUCUUCAUAUUGAGGCAGGAGAAAGGGAUGAUGCUGGCAGUCAGAAUCAUAUUAACGAUGGGGUUUCGCUUGAUAUUCACAAACUACAGCCCGACACAACAACAGAUCCAUACCGAGAGAUGCUAAGACUCUGGCCAAUGUUCUCCGUCAUCUUCAAAGCUCACCCUGGAUACGAUGAAUUGAUUUCUCCUGUCAUGAUGAGUGACCUCUCUAGUCACUUUGAAAAAAUGAAACCUUCUUGGCAUUCAUUCCUCUCCAGAGAUCAUCUGAUACGAGAGCGACUGUGGCAGACCGAUUACAAGAACUUACCAGAGAUGACAAUUAAGAAUCUCAGCGUCCUGGUAUCGGCUACCAUGAAUCCUUGGCCACCGACUCAUCUCAAUGCUGAGUCUCUACUUGAAGCACAGAAGCGCAGAAUGAGAGGUAAUUACGAAGAAGCAAUCGCAAUUCUCCGUCCAUUUCACGAUGUUGACCCAACGGAUGUUCAUAUUGCACUAGAACUGCAGCAAGUCUAUCUUCAACAAGGUUACUUUCAGAAAGCCAUGGCCUGCGGUAAUGGAGUUGCCAAGGCGGAACUCGUCGCCUUGAAGUCACGGAUGGACGAAGCUUCUCAGGACAUGGAAGCUGGAGACAUGACUUCCGCCACUCGCACAAGCAGAGAGGUUCGAGUGUCUAGUCCAAUUGCUCGCGCUUUGCUUCGCAUGAUAUCGAAUUAUCUUAGAUGCUUCGUACAUGGAAAAUGGGAGGUCGCCGUGGCGGAAGCUGCCGAGAUGUUCGAUAAAUACCUGGUUGAUUGGAACCCAGGAGCGGAAGAUCCAACACUGCUAAUUUACUUGGAACUCUACUACCACAAGAUUAUUCUGGCAACUUGCCGCGAUUUGGAACACUCUACGCCAAGAGAUGCUGGACUGGCCAGACUGAGAGCUAUUCGUCACCAUCUUUGCAACAAGCAUCAUAGCAGUGGCUUGGCCCCACUCGCGUGGGAGGUUCUGUUGACAGAGCUGGAGAUGUUGAAGCGAACUAUUCGUGACCAGUAUUUCGACAUGGAAGACGCGUUCAGUGUAGCGAAAUAUGUCCACACCGAGUCAAUUGCACGGCCCAUGAUCUCAGAUUUCGAGCGUUCAGAUAUUAUGACAGAAGCGCGGACUCAUAUUACAGAUAUUUGGGCCGCUAUGACCUUGCUCAAUGCAGAUAUUUUCAGCGAAAACGGUGCGCCUCAGGUAGCAUUAUUGAUGCUGCGUUUCGUGGAGGCAGAAUACCACAAUCUGAGCGAGUCAUCAGGACUGCCACCACACGCUGGACUUUUCGAUGUCCAACUUCUGGACAUCAAACUUGCAGGAAGAUCGAUCGCUUUCGGUAGAAUUCAGAGCCUGUAUGAUGAUUUGAGGCAGCGGAACGAUCUCACACGGCUGCGUCAGCUGCGGCGGUGUAACGUCACGUAUCUCAGCAAAGACUCUCCAGCGCACAAUUGGGAACUAUUCCAAAGAUCUUCGCUUCGAGAACUGGCCAAAGAAGCAGGCGAUAACAUCAUGUAUCAGAGAUGGAAUCUUCGCAAGUAUGCCGGUGACACUCUUUCGGUAGCAUCAAUUAACGAUGCGGAACGAGUAAUUGCAAAUGACGAUUCAGUAGCUGUCCACAGCAGUUUUCUGGUGGUCUUCGCAUCGUUCAACCUGAGUCGAGCAUAUCUGUCUGUCGGGAAUUUCUUCGAAGCCGCACUCAAUUCUCUCCUUCACCUUUCCCUAACAGCACAACGAGGAGAUGUUGAAAGUCAUCAGCGCGCGAUGUUGAAUGUGCUGCAUAUCUAUUCAGAAGCCGCAGCGAACAACACGACGAAUCCAGAGGAGACUCUCCAAAUACUUUCAGUUCUCUGGCCGGGGUGGUUGACACCAAAGUCGUACGAUAGAUGGGAAGCUGGUCAAGCUCGCUGCGACGAAAUUGAUCGAUUUAUUGAUGCCGCUCUGUUCAUCCCGAAUCUUGCAGGCCGUGUAGGUCGAGAGAACCAAGGAGCAAGCAAGAUGAUCCCGAAACCGUACAAUUCUAAUUUUAUCGACUACAUGAUCACUCAUCUUCGCCUUGCUUUCGCUCUGUAUGAAGCCCUUCCAAAAUACCUCGCACAUACCGUCAUUCCAAAAAUCGCUCUUGGACUCGCAGCAGUCGCUACAUAUGUCUGCAACAAAGAGCUCGCCAUUCGUACGUAUGCCAUUGGACAGACAGCAAUCCAUUCUCAAGACUUCCUCAGCCUCGCGACAUUCCGACUCAGAGCUGGAAAGCUCAUGACACUCCUCGGCGAGGAGGAUCCAGAACAUUGGAUGCACGUUGUUCCGGCUGGCCGAGCUCUGCUCAAGAGUGCAGCUGAGAAGUUCCUUAGCAUUCGCCAACUAGCUGGAGCACAAAUGAGGAUUUGUGAGGCGAAUGUCGAUUUGUUAAGAAGUGUUGUCGCGGAGGGGAGAGCGAGGAAAUUGUUGUUGACUGAGAGGUGGGAGAGUCUUGGUGGGGGGGUAGAUGAUCUCGAUCGUUAUGUUUAUGGGCAGAUCGUGACUGUGAUUAAUCUUCAAGAGGAGGCGCUGAUGCCUAUGACAAUGACUGAUAUCUUGAUUUUGAAGACCGCGCAACGACUGGUCAUGGCUUCACCGUACGAAGCCAGCCAGAACCUAGCAUAUCUGGCUUCCAGCCCUAUCCCCCGGAAAAAUCGAGAACUGGUCAUUGAAUUAUGUUAUAUUCUCAGCGAUUUGGAACCAUUCCAGGGAAAGCCAACAGGAUCGGCACUAUGCACCUUCAUCCAGAGAUACAAAGCGAAUAUUCUGUAUCGCCAAUCAUUCUCAAACCUCGUACCAUCCCGAUAUCUAGAAGCCAUCGAAGCAGAUCCGACUGCUUUGAAGCUGUAUCAAGAAGAACAGAGACUCAUCAAAGAGGGUCCACAAGCUAUGGGAGAUAACAGACUACAGGACCUGGAAGGAGAGAUGUUGGAGCAUCCUACUCUAAAGCCAUUGUUAGAUCAUCGACAUAACACACUCAAAGUUGUGCCUUCCGAUUUUCAUUCUCUGGCUUCGGUAUCGAAACUUACCCAGGGACCGGACUCGGAUCUGAUUCUCAUUGACUGGAUGAAAUAUCACGACUACUUUCUGAUUACGGGAUACAAUGUCACGAAACAGAAGAUCUGUAUCUUGGAAUUGAUACCAGACUGCGAAGUCAUCGAAGUCGAGGAGUGGGUCACCAUCCAUUUGAAAGUCGAUGGCAAACUCCUUCCAAAGACGCUAGAUUCUUCAGAUAUCUUCAAGCCACUCUAUCCUCUCGUUCGUGCCAUCGCUGGAUCUUGUACCAAGGAAGAUCUCCUCGUUUUCUCCCCUUCCCAAGAACUUCAUUCAAUUCCUUUACACGCUCUGCCAUAUGCAAACGAGGACGACAGACCAAUCAUCGACUUCCACCCCAUUGUCUACACACCAAGCAAUCUCAUUCUGAAACAAUGCAUUGUGCGCGUCCUAGAGUCAAGCACCUCUCCACCUUCAACGGCGUCCCUGUUCGGACGCUGGGGAUCCGAAAGCACCAACGCCGAGGAAGAAGAGCGUAACAUCUCCACUUCCCUCGAAAACAUCUCAACACAGCUCUCAACAGCCAACAUAAAAUCGACAAUAAUUUCCGGCUCGUCACUAACCCACAAAGCUUUCUCAUCCAACAUGUCUCAGUCCGACAUCCUCCACUUCCACACUCACGUCAACGAAACAGGCCUCAAGCAACACUUGCAGCUCGAGCCUGAAGCCUCAUCUUCCACUCCCUCAUCCCCUUCGAUUCCGAGGAGUCUAAAUCCAUUUGUGCAUCUUCACCAAACCCAUCAGAACAAUACAUAUAAUCUACAAGACGCCUUCGCGACACAGAUCCGCGCCAAAUUGGUCGUGAUGAUGGGCUGUCGGUCAGGACAACAACAUAUUUCCUCAUCCGAGGACGCUUUAGGCUUGAUAUCAGCGUUCUUCGCCGCUGGUGCGAGCAGUAUUGUGGCCACGUUGUGGCAAUUCGAAACGGCUGAUGCGUCGAAGUUCUCGAGCUUCUUUUACAAGGAGAUGUUUGCUGAGGAAGCCGGAGGUGGAGAUGCAGGGAAAAGAUUGAUUGACGUUGCUGGAGCGUUCAGAACGUCUGUGGUGGAGAUGCGUGCGUGUCAGAAGAAUAUGUGUAAGAAGAAGAGGAGUCUGGAGGAGAGGCUGGGGUGUCAUGUUGGGGAGGAGCAGGGAGAGCCGUAUCAUUGGGCGAGUUUUGUUUUGUGGGGGAGUUGGGUUAUGAGGGGUGUUGGGAGCGGAGAGGAGGAUGGUGAAGGGGGAGGUGAUGUGUUUGAGGGUGUGAGGGAGGAGGUUCUUGGUGGUGGGAGUGGGGAUAUUGGGAACGGGAGUGGAAAAGGGAAGGAAAGGGAGGUUCGAGCUGAAGCUGAGGUGGAUAACUCAGCUGAGGAUUCAUAUGACCGUUGUAGCGUUCAGUAA
Molecule: messenger RNA, 5481 nt
Organism: Cadophora gregata
Lineage: Eukaryota; Fungi; Ascomycota; Leotiomycetes; Helotiales; Ploettnerulaceae
Exons: 5
Coding region: 1-5481 (1826 amino acids)
Molecular function (GO): protein binding
Source: RefSeq, a predicted model, not a curated record